Camelina sativa (false flax) is the source of this 2322-nucleotide messenger RNA. Its product is annotated as elongator complex protein 4. Gene Ontology annotation, cellular component: cytoplasm; elongator holoenzyme complex; transcription elongation factor complex. Lineage: Eukaryota; Viridiplantae; Streptophyta; Magnoliopsida; Brassicales; Brassicaceae. Gene Ontology annotation, biological process: tRNA wobble uridine modification. The record is from RefSeq and is a predicted model, not a curated record.
UUUUAUGCGACUUACGAUAAAUCUCUAUUGUAUCUUUUUCAUAUAUUACUACACUACGAUUUGAUUUGGUAUAAUUGUUUAGUGAUUUGCUUCUUAUCGUUUGGUUUGAGUGUAAACCCUCUGAGACAUAAAGAGUCUUCCGUAGAACCGAAGACCCACCCCAGCCGCGUCACUCUGCGUCGUGAAAUUGAACUACGGCGAAACUUAAAAGAAGGGUGUUUUUUUUGGCGUUUCCUUCUGCUUCUUCCAAGUCAAAUCUCAUCUCUCACUCAGUUGGUCGUCGAUUUUUGAACCUGGAGUGAGUUGCUUGUGUGAUUGCUUAAUUUCGGCUAUGGCUGCACCCAACGUUCGUAGUAGUGGAAGCAGCUUCUCUCGCAACAUAUCAGUUGUGUCAUCACCUCAGAUACCUGGUCUCAAAUGCGGUCCUAAUGGCACAACCUUUAUUUCUACCGGGAUUCGUGAUCUUGACAGGAUACUAGGUGGUGGUUAUCCUUUGGGGAGCUUAGUAAUGGUGAUGGAAGAUCCUGAAGCGCCGCAUCAUAUGGAUCUUUUAAGAACUUUCAUGUCUCAGGGUCUUGUUAAUAACCAACCACUUCUUUAUGCUAGUCCUUCGAAAGAUCCGAGAGGGUUUCUUGGUACUUUGCCGCAUCCUGCAUCAUCCAAAGAGGAUAAUAAGCCUACUGUGCCCGAGCCUGAUCAUGGAGAGAGCUUGAGGAUCGCUUGGCAGUAUCGGAAGUAUUUGGAAAACCAGAAGAGUUCAAUUGAUGAUUACUCCAAUGACUUUGAUAUGAGAAAGCCCUUGGAGAGGCAAUAUCUUAGCGGACGGCCAAUAGAUUGUGUCAGUCUGUUAGACUCUGCGGAUCUUUCCGUUGCUCAGGACCACUGUGCUACGUUUUUAUCAAAAUUUCCAAGAAACAGUAGUAACAUCGCAUCCAUUGGCCGCAUUGCAAUCCAGUCAUUCUGCUCUCCCCUGUGUGAGUAUUCUGAAAAGGAAACAGACAUGCUUUCGUUUAUAAGAUUGUUGAAAAGUAUGUUGAUGGUUUCGAAUGCGGUAGCCAUUGUCACUUUCCCGCCUUCCCUGCUCUCCCCUUCUUCCUCAAAAAGACUGCAGCACAUGGCAGAUACCUUACUCUCUAUCAAAGCGAUCCCAGACGGUGACAAGGAAUUGGAGAAACUUCUGACUGGUUACAAGGACAUAAAUGGAUUCCUCAACAUACAAAAGGUUGCUCGUAUCAAUACACAGGUGCCUGUAAUUCUGGAGGCAAAAACCUUCUCAAUGAGCUUGAAGAAGAGAAGAUUCUUGGCUCUAGAGUGUCUGAAUCAAGCCCCUGUAGACGGGUCCAGUGGAACAUCGUACGGCACAACGGGGAGCUGCUCAGGAUCAUCCAAAUCCGGAGCACUCGAUUUUUGAGUUGCUGAGUUAGUCUUUCUUUACUUCUUCUGUAGGCGUUUGUUUGAGUUCUCCAUUGAGUUCUCCGAUUUCACUGAUGAACUAAGCAAUUACAUUAGAGUGUUUGGUCUUGAAAACAGUUUUGACCUUGUCUUAAUAGAAAUCAAAGUGUUCUGUUGAAAUAAAAAAAAAGGAUAGAAAUCAAUGUGUUUUUCUAGAAUGAAAUCAACGUGGUCUUCUUCUAAGCCAAGCCAAACUAUGACCAAUAAUAAAUGCUAAUUACUAAACGGUCAAUUAGUAUGUUCACGUUCUGGUUGUUUAUAUAAAUAACCAAAACAUCUAAAGAAAUGAAAGUUGGGGCCAUUGAAUGAUGUGUUCAAAAAUAUGGUUGAGCUAUAUUUGGUGAUCCUUUAAUUUUGGUGUUCCUUAACUUCCCAACUAACGACCAUAUCAUUUGAAUUAUUGUUCAUAAAUCUCUCUUUAUAUAUACGACCUUAUUCGUUUAUUGACUUUCUCCUUUCCAAAGAUUCUUUCUACAUGAGAAACAGAGAAAGAAAGAAAAAGUUUUUUUUUUUUGUCAAACGUUUUUUUCAUGAUUUGUAUGUAUUUGGUAGCUUUCCAAGAGAAAAAUAUUAGAGGAAACAAAAAAAAAAAAAGAAUAGAAAAAAUUUGUAAGAGAGAAACAAAUCCUUAAAAAGGAAAUAAACAGUAAUGCACGUGAGAAAGGUUUUUUCAAUUUUUCGUUUUGUUUGUUUUUUUAUUGUUUUAUAAUUUUUUUUUUCUGUUAUAUUUCGAAAAUAAAUAAGAAGAAAAAAACGAGUCGUUCUUGCAUUUAAUCUCGCACCACACCAACAAAAGAGUGAGAGAAAGAGAGAAGAUCGCUCAGGUUUGUUCAUCAUCUUCACCGGCCGAUCUCAUUUGCGGCGGAGAAA